AUGGCGAAGGAUCGGGUGGGAGGUGCAAGGGCGGAUGGGGGACGCGAUGAGGAUGGAGCUGGCCCCUCGGGUUUGGGCGCAACUGCGGCCAGCCCUCUCGUGGUUGAAGGUCACGGAGUUGCAUUCCGCGACUCAGCCACAUCGGCACACACGUUCCGCAACGGCCUUUUGGGUGUGGUGGUGGCGGAGGAGGAUGAGGCGGAAGAGGAGGAGGAGGAUGUGGAGGCGGAGGAGGAGGAGGAGGAGGAGGAGGAGGAGGAGGAGGAGGAGGAGGAGGAGGAGGAGGAGGAGGAGGAGGGUGGAGGGGAGGACGAGGGGGACGAGCGUGUUAAGGAUGCAGAAGUCGAGGCUGCAGGGGGGGGAAGGGGGAACGCGGGGACCCGGAAGAGGAGGGUGGCGGUAGGCGGACAGGUGGGGGGCAUUGAGCUCUUCAUGUCGGAGCGUCUCAGCAAGUCGAAGUUGCGCCAGUUGAUCACCAAGAUGGUGGUCUCGUGCGACUUGCCAUUUCGCCUCGUCGACCAGCACUCGUUCAAAGAGCUGCUCACGUACCUCAACAGCCAGUGCGGCGAGAAGGGCACGCUGCCCACCCGCUGGACUGUUGCUCGUGACAAUGUGGUCUUCGCAGAAAAGGCGCUCCAAGCUGCCAUCGCCGAGCUGGCGAAGACCAAAGGCUUGGUGUCCUACACCACCGACAUAUGGACAGGCCCGAAUGGGAAGUGCUACAUGGUGGUGACUGGCCACUAUGUAUCCGACAGCUGGGAGCUUCGACAGGUAGUGCUCGCGUUUCGUGAGAUGCCUGGAGGGCACAUCGCCGAGGCGAUUGCGACGGUGGUGGAGGAGGUGGUGGAGGAGUGGCAGCUGCAGGAUCGUUGCCUCGGUAUGACGACCGACAACGCCUCCACCAACGUUCUAGCCCUCAGACUCCUUUCGGAGGAGGGGGCUAGGAAGCGUUACUUCCGCGAGGGCGCCCACUUCCGCUGCCUCGCUCACAUCGUCAACUUGGCGGUGCAGUCGGCGCUCGGUGUUGUGUUGCUGCAACUCCUGCUGAAGAAGUUGCGCGACCUUGCAUCAGCGGUGGGCAUGUCGACUAAGUGCUCGGCUGCGUGGAUGGGGUUUCAGGUGGCGAACCCACCGGUGCCGGACGGGCCUCACAAGCUCGUCCAGGACAGGACCACAAAAGCUGAGAGGAAGAGGUUUAGGGCGCUGCGCAUUACAGACGAGGAGUGGGAAGCCUUGGCGGCGCUGGAGGGGUUCCUGCGUCCCUUUGCCCGAGUCUCCAAGGCCGCUGAGGGGUCAGCUUACCCCACAGUGUCGAUGGUGCUGCCGUACUUCUACGGCCUCAUCGACAGCCUAGAGAAGCAGCUCUAUGUGGGAUCGCCUGUGUUUGUGCGCCCACUCGUGGAGGCAGCGCUGGGGCAUUUGAAGAGGUACGAGUUUGCCUUCGGGGACGAGUACUGGAUCGCCACCUUCCUAGACCCGUCCCUGAAGGCACAGCGGUUUGACAUGGACCACUGGGAGAAGCAGCACCCAGAGCUGGUGGCGGCGGUCGCUGCACAGGACGACGACGACGAGUUCCUCCCUAGCAGGGCGCGACUGCAGGCGCGGGUGGCUGGGGGGGGGGGCUUGCCACAGAUGGACGAGGUGGAGCGGUACGUGGCAGAGGAUCCGGGGGAGGGAAUGGAGGAAGGAGAGGAGGAGGAGGCAGAGGAGCUGGCGGAUGAGGCAGUGCGACUGGCUCAGGGUGGGGCUGGUGGGGAUGAUGGCACAGGCGAGGGAGGGGGUAUGGCCGGCCAGGGAUUGGAGGAGGGGGAGGAGGGGCACAAUGGGGCUGGUGGGGAUGGUGGUGAUGGUGGGGCUGAUGGGGAUGGGCUGGUGGGGAUGGUGGGGCUGAUGGGGCUGGUGGUGAUGGUGGGGCUGGUGGGGAUGCAGGGGCACAAUGGGGCUGGUGGUGAUGGUGGGGAUGGUGGGGUUGGUGGUGCAGGCGGGGGAGGAGGGGGUAUGGUCUGUAAUUGCUGGCAUGCUUAA
Messenger RNA from Closterium sp. Naga37s-1, 2025 nucleotides. Lineage: Eukaryota; Viridiplantae; Streptophyta; Zygnematophyceae; Desmidiales; Closteriaceae. The record is from the annotation of a GenBank genome assembly.